AUGGGAGAGGGAGACCUCGUCCCCAUUUUAGUAUAUGAAUGUAACGAUAUACCUGUUGACUCCAUCCCACUUGAAAAUAUUAAGUACUUAGGCGUAUCUGUGAUGAAUCUAACAAAUUUAUCACUUGUAACGAAAUUGAAAUCAUUAACAAUCGUUAUGUUCAGAUUAUGUGCAUUAUCACAGUUCCCAGAAGAAUUAUUCGAACUCCCACAACUCAGAAGUAUCGAUUUAUCAGGAAAUGCAAUCAGUCAGCUUCCUCAAUCACCAAAAUGGUCUGAAAUGAAAGAACUAACGAGCUUUAACAUAUCAGAAAACAAUAUUAACGAGCUUAGCGAAUUCAGAAACAUUAUGGGCAUACCAAACCUUAAACAAUUAAAUUUCACCGGAAAUGUUUGCCAAGGCGCGAACGAUGCACUUAACAGAAUUGUUAAAAUCUUUCCAAAGAUCAUUGUUGUUAACGAAACAAUCGUUUUGAGUCAACAUAGAGGAUAUUUGGAAGAAUUUGCAAUUUUUGAUAAUACUUCGACAUUACCAUUAUCCAAAACAGAUGAUUUCUUCUUCAACUACGUCAAAUACAUGCAUGCAACUGGCAUGGAAAGAUACUUAAGAAGGUUUAAUGCAGAAAAUUUCUGUCUUAACAAAGUAUUACGUAAAUAUAGCUUUGCAGAGAAGAUACAGAGCAACUUCAGAGGCUAUGUGCAACGAAAAGAAUACAAAAAGAUGCGAGAAAGUGCUGUUGUUAUUCAAUAUCACGUUCACAAGUGGUACAAACGACGUCUUGCAUCGGCAAAUGUCAUUAAAAGAUGUUUCUUGCACUACAUGACUCGUCAGAAGAUCAAAUUAAUCAAAGCAGCAAGAAUUGUCCAAUCAAGAUGGCGUUCAAAACAAGUUGCCGAUCUCGCUGUCAUGGAACUAUUUUCUUCUAACGAUAGAAUCGAAUUUUACGUCACUCCUGACAACGCGAAAUUUCUUGAAAAUUUUUGCAGAGAAAAACAAUUCGCAAUUCCACAAUUUAUUUACACAAACGAGUACAGAGUACUACGUGUUAAUGAACCCACAAAGCUAAUCCUCCCAGGAAGUCCUUUGGUUUAUUAUUCAUUAGAUAAUUCUCUUGUUAUUAGACAUGUAAACCAAAAAAGGAGCAUCAAUCCAAAGAAAACAUGCUGGUGCAACCACGAACAUGACUUUGAGAAAGGAAAGAAGAUGGUAAACCAAAGAGGUUUCAAUUAUCAGUCGAAAUGUCCAUUUGGAGUUCUUCCUGCCAAACUUUACAGAAGGAAAAUCAGAUCAGUAGAUGUAACAGAUCAUCAUCCUUGUCUUGUUAUGUGCUUUUUCGAACGUUUGAAUGAUUUCAUGCAAAUUUUUCAUUCUCUCCGUUUGUCUGAUAUCAAAGGCGUACAGCUUAUUCCAAUCAGGAAUGUACCAGCAAUCUCGGCAACGGUGACAAUCCAAUCAGCCAUGCGUUGUUUCUACGAAAGAUCGAAACAUUUCAGAGAAUUGAAGCAAACAGCGAUCGAACAUAGAGCGUUAGCAACAAUCAGAUGCCUUGUAAGUAUAAUGAGAAUGAAAAGGAUCUUGGAAGGUAUCGCGAGAGCUCAAUAUUUCAGAGAAAAAAUUACGAAGCUUUCCUACUUCUAUGUACGCGAUACUUUCAUGCGCAAAUUAUUUUUCAUGAAGCCAAUCAUCCCUGUUCAUUUCGGAUACAACAACGACAGAGAAUUAGUCUUGAAAGAAGGAAAUUCACCACUUGUUAGUGGAUUUUUACCUGUAGAUACAUCAGAUUUCAAAGAAUCUGAUUUGUCCUCUGUGUUAAAACUCGGAGCGAGCGUUUCCAUGGCGAGAGCAACUUAUUUCGCUGAUCCAUGGCUUGUUACUGAUACGUUUUUGAAGAGAUAUGGUUUCCACAGGAUCAGUUUUGCUACUGCUGAAGAAGCUGCCCACAGAGCUAUAUUACUUUCAUUCGUUGUUCCGUAUAAUAACUGGUGUUUCUUUGAGAAGGACAUUAUCGACUUUUUGGCAGCAACAAUGAUCAAAAACGCAUGGAUUGGACACACAAGUCGUUCUAUUCUUGCUCAUGCUGCAGCACAAGUUGGAAAGAAACUUGAUACUUCAAUUUUCAUUUAUCGUCCUGUUGAUUACAGACUUAAAAUGCAAUUAAUGAAGGACGACCAGCAGAAUCGCAAGAAGAAAGUUGUUGGAACUGAAAAUGUUGAAGAUCAAAUUGAUUUAUUAAGAGGAGUUUAUCAGCCAUGGAAGGAAAUCUUCACACAAUACAAGAAAGAAUAUGGUGAUCAACCCAUUGAGCUCACACCUCUUCCAAAACGUCCGAAGAAAGAAUUGACAACUUCAAUGAGACAAAUUGGCCAAAUUAAUGAGCUUCUUCCUCCAGAACCAGAACCAGAGCAACCACAGGAACUCACGCAAACCAAAGUUUCUAUUCAAAAUACCACUCCAAGAAGCAAUUUGAUGACUCCAAAAUUGUCGAAGACGAAUUCACGAAGUGUCAUUUCUCCUCUCUUCGAAACAAGACCAAGAACAAGUUCAAUCAAGACAUCCAACAUAAAGAAGAUUGUUGGAUUCGAUUCUUCUCAAUCGAUGACAACAAAUGUAUUUGGUGGAUCAUUAGUAGACUCAUUGAUUUGUUCUAGGUCCACUACGACAAAAAUUAGCCAAAUGACGAAUUCUCUUGAACUAAGAAAAUCAUCUAUUUCAAAUCAAACGAGUCAGAUCAUUGCAAGGCCAUUACUCAAGCUCCCUCUGAACCAAAUACCUCAAUCGAACACAAAUACAUCAUCAAUCAACUCUUCUUCCAGCAAAAUUAAAUCAACUUCAACAAGUUCUUCUCUUGGACCACUGAAAACGAUACAAUCCGCUCAGAGAUCAGAUUAUUCUCAAAAGGAGAAAGUUGCUGAAGUUUUUGGCAGAUUAUCUCAAUUAUUAAAAGUUACAGAUGCAGUUCAUCAAGCAAAUGUAUUAGAUACCACAUUAGAAGAGAAGAGACAGUUCACAGUUCACGCUCGUCAAAAGAUUGAAGAAGGAUCAGCAGCGACACAUAAAAUGCUUGAACAAAAUUCAUCUGAUUCUCAUUCCAGAGCCAAAAUCGAGCGUGAAGAGAUGCUUGCUGAAGUGGAGAAGGUCAAGAAGAAAGCAAUGGAACAGAAGAUUAAUGCUGCAAGGAAUGUGAGAAAAGAACAUUCGAUGAGAAGAGAAAAUGUAAUGAUUGGAACAAUUUUUGCUCAAAAUUUCGUUUCUACGACACAUCAAUUGGCAUCACGUGUUGAAGGAAGAAUUUUGAAGCAGAACAAGCGAAAGGAAAGAGAACUUGUUCAAACACAAAUGGCCGAAGUUCGAGAGAAAGAGAAACAAAGCAGAUUGGAACACAAAGAAUUGGUUAAAGAAAUGGCUAAAUCUAAAUUGGAAAUGACGAAAUAUGAUAACGAAUUGUUCGAAGAAGAAAAGAAAUUGAGAAUGAAAGGAACAGAAGAAAAGAAGGAGAGAUUGGCAACACUCAAAAGCACAAUGAAACAAAACACAUUAACAAGAUCUUUGGAUCAAAAGAAACCUUAUAUUCCUCCAGAUAAAAUUGAAACUGCUGUCUUUGAUGAUAAAGAAUUGAUGGCAAGUGAAGCACCAAAGAUUAUUGGUGGCAACAUUGGAACAGAAGAAUCUCAUUUGCUUGCAGAAUUAGUUAGUUCUGCAAUGAAAUAG
Molecule: messenger RNA, 3708 nt
Organism: Trichomonas vaginalis G3
Lineage: Eukaryota; Parabasalia; Trichomonadida; Trichomonadidae
Product: LP06937P family
Exons: 1
Coding region: 1-3708 (1235 amino acids)
Cellular component (GO): membrane
Molecular function (GO): protein binding
Source: RefSeq, a predicted model, not a curated record